This is a messenger RNA of Brassicogethes aeneus, 2959 nucleotides long. Lineage: Eukaryota; Metazoa; Arthropoda; Insecta; Coleoptera; Nitidulidae. The record is from the annotation of a GenBank genome assembly.
CCAACCUACUAACAUUUAAAACCAAUAAAACUUGUUUAUAUUCCGGGUUUAUUUUUGUUGUUCCGGACAAGAAUUCCUGCAUUAUUUUUAAUAAAAACUUGGUUACUAGAGUGCUAAAAAUACAGUGUUAAGUGUUUUUCUUUAUAGUACCCUGACUUUUACUGUUAUUUAAGAAUGUUAAAUUAAUAUUGUAUAUAAAAUGGUGAUGGAAUCAAAAACGACAAGCAAAACAAGCUGCUUAAAAAAUUUAUUACUUCGAGCAUGGAGAGAAAGAUGGACUGAUCUGCAAUGGGGCAUUAACAUCAAAACAGUUUUACCAAGGGGAGUCAGUGGUGAUGUAUACAACUUGGCUGAUUGCAUACUACAACAAGCCGUUGUGGGUGCAGGAGCCAACCAAUUAGUUUUAAGCUAUCUACAACAUUCUUUAAGCUCACAACUUGUGUCUCAUGCAGCAGUUUUGCAGAGAUUAAGCAAAUACAAUCAGUUAUCAAAAGUACAUUGUGUUUACAGUCUUUUGGAGUUUCUAGAGGGUAUGUUGCCAGGAGUUACAUGCUGUGGGAAACCUGAAGAGACGGUUCUGGCUACUGCUGUAAUGUCAACUGCUUUGUGGUUGGUUAAUAUUUUACAGCAAUGCAAAACUUCACCACAGUUGCUAUUAAAAGCCAGUUCUUUACUUCAAACACUGAUGACUGAUGAUUUUUAUGUCUCAAUGAUGUGUUUGGCAAGAUAUAAUGACCCAGAGUUGUUUACAGAGACCAGUAGACAUUGUGCCGAGCUUUUAUCCACUGAUAAUGUCACUGAGGAUACAUUUAAAUAUGUCAGAAAGUUGGAAAGCAUUGAUACAAAUAUGCUCUGUCUUCCAGUGGAAAGUGAGAAAUGGCCUGGUUCAUUAAUACAGUAUUGGUUGAUAGUAAAACUCAUUGGAAAUCCUUGUGCUUCCACAGCUGUUCUAGUAGAACAACUAAGACUAUUUCAAAUACUAAAAGGUUACAAUAACACAAGACUUUAUGCUGAACUAAUAAGAGGAAGUUUGUUAUCGUUAUACAACGUGACUAAAACUCCACAAGAGGGCCAAUGGGGGGCUGUAGCAUACCUUAAAGUCCCCUACAUCCUCAUGGAAUUAGCUGGCAAAACAGAUGGUAGUAGUGUUGUCAAUGCUGUUGAAGUUAUGCUGCAACACAGCCCUUUGUUAGAUGCAAUGGAUGCCAUAUUUUUGCUGUCAAGUUUAAAAUGUUUUCUUGAAGAGCUUAUUAAAGCCAGGCUUAUAACUGAGCCGCAGAUAAGGCAUAUAUUGGAGAAAAGGGAUAAUACAAUGGCAACAGAGGGGAAUAAGGGGAUACCCAAUGUUAUUAAAUGCGCUGAGUCUUCUUUAAAUGGAAUUCUUAAGACAUUUUCUACUGAUUAUCAGAAAAAUCAGGAUGCUUUAUUGGGUAUGCUUCAUCAAGUUCUAACAGGUAAAAGUUUGGAACUCAUUUUGGCUGUGGCCACAGUACAGGGCCAGAUAACACAUCUUGUAAAUCAACUAAUCAUUUUCAAUAAAAGAUCAGUAAAAGUAAACGACGAAAAACGAAAAGCUCUUCUUUUCGACAACACUUUCAUAAUUUUGGUUUCCAUUCUGCAAAAAUAUGGACUUUCUGUUUUAUCAAAAAGCGCAGGAGAUUCGCUGUUUGAGCAGUGGUUCCACAAUUGCAUGGUUGAAAAACAGAGACCCAAAGCUCCAGAACAAUUGCUUAGAUUAGGAGAUCCUGCUGUUAUUGAUGCCUUACUGCAGCAAUUUAAUGGAGGAGAUGUUAAUUUUACUUGUUCUAUGCAGGAUAUAUUGUUUAACAUUGGAGGAGUCAUGCACGAGGUUUUAGUGGCUUGGGAGCAAGGAGCUCUAGAUACAUCCGAAGUGAAAAAAAUCCUAGAUGCUGUAAGAGGUAAGAUGUGUUGCCUACCUGUGGCCGCUGCUGCGUGGUUGUGCGCCUACAUAAGAACAGCACCCCAAGAUACAUUGUUGAAACCCAUGAACAUGGUGCAGCAACUUCUUGCACCGCCAAUGGUGGAAGAAGAAUGUUUCCAAGACCGUUGGUUGUUGGCUUGCGAUAUUAUAAGGAAAAUGCAGCGCGAUGUGCAGCUGGCGCUUCAAACCAGAAGCAACCAUCAGUUGGUGUCCAAACAGCCUGCCACAGACCAAUUACAUCAAGUUUGGUUAUAUGGAAUCCAAAGAGGUUGGUUGGACUCAGACUCAGGAAGGACAGUUCACUGCCUUUUAGAAACAGCAGGUGCUAGAUGGCUAGUUUCAGCUGUUAUUCAGGAACUGUUAAAGCUGCGAUACAAAGAUCAGCUUCAGAGGGGUGUGGAUUUGGCCCUAGCUAUAUUCCAUGUUGACAUAGUGAGCUGUACUUUGCAGCUUCUAUCGCAUGUUCUACCACAAUUGCUCUACAAUGACUUGCAAGCGGAUUCUUUAAAAAAACCUCAGCUACCAUCAUUAGCCUGUUUGACCAGCUAUUGUGUUUAUACUGCUUGGGGAUCAGUUCUUGAAGAAAAAGAUGAGCCUGUUCCCAAAAUGCAAAGGUUGAACGACUCUGAAGAUGCUCACCACCUACAAGAUCAACUGAUCUCAUCCCUUAGACAACUCCUAAAUAUGUUUGAGCAUGGCAUACAAGAAGGCUCCAUAACGCAACAAACAUACUUCGCGUUUUACCUCAUAAAAGCUUUAGUCGAACACAAAACAAACUCUGCAGAAAUGGUUUUGGCUGCCAUUCCAACUGCGUUGACUUCAGAUUUAUUGAAAACACUGCCCGAGUUGUUCAGUUAUUCUUUGUUGUUACAUCUUCACAGUGUUUAUAACGCUCCUGGUAGAAUCAAUAUGGCAAAGGAUUUAUGUGUGCUAAGAAACCAUUAUUUGAGAAAUAUUCCCAAUCCUAAUACUAAUACCUAUAAUAUUAUUUUAUAAAUAAACCAUAUUUAAAAAAAA